This is a messenger RNA of Lonchura striata (white-rumped munia), 4376 nucleotides long. Lineage: Eukaryota; Metazoa; Chordata; Aves; Passeriformes; Estrildidae. The record is from RefSeq and is a predicted model, not a curated record.
GGCGGAGCGGGCCCCCCGACGCCGAGGCGGGCUCCCCGCGCCCGCAGUGCCGAGAACAUGAGUGAGAACUUGAGGGACUGUUUGAUCCAGACCCAAGCUUCCUUAGGGGAGAUGGUGACGAUAAAAACAGAGGCCUGCUCUCCACACCGGGACCAGGAGUAUGGACAGCCUUGCUCUGGAAGGCCUGACCCACAAUCCAUGGAGAUGGAACCCAAGAAACUGAAAGGGAAACGGGAUGUAAUCAUGACCAAGAGCUUUCAGCAAGUGGAUUUCUGGUUCUGUGAGUCCUGCCAGGAGUACUUUGUGGAUGAGUGUCCAAACCAUGGCCCCCCAGUGUUUGUGUCUGACACCCCAGUGCCUGUCGGCAUUCCGGACCGGGCAGCGCUGACCAUCCCGCCUGGAAUGGAGGUGGUUAAAGAGCCCAGUGGGGAGAACGACGUGCGCUGUAUGAACGAGGUGAUCCCCAAAGGUCACAUCUUUGGGCCGUAUGAGGGGCAGAUCUCUAGCCAGGACAGGUCUGCAGGAUUCUUCUCGUGGCUGAUCGUUGAUAAGAACAACCGCUACAAGUCCAUUGAUGGGACAGAUGAAACCAAAGCAAACUGGAUGAGGAACAUGGCUGAACGAAAGAGGAAGCCCAAGUUUUCCAAGGAAGAACUGGACAUUCUGGUCACUGAGGUGACCCGAAAUGAAGCCAUGCUGUUUGGGAGGGACACAAUGCGUCUAUCCCAUGCUGACAGGGACAAGAUCUGGGAAGGCAUAGCCAGGCAGAUCACAUCAGUCAGCCAAGUCCCCAGGUCUGUAAAAGACAUUAAACACAGAUGGGACGACAUGAAGAGAAGGACCAAGGACAAACUGGCACUCAUGCAGAGGUCCCUCUCCAGCCCCGUCGGCGGGGGGCAGCCCUCAGCCAUCGUCCUGACCGCCCAUGAGAGAGCCAUCGAGUCGGCGCUGCAUUCAUCACACCAGAGGCACGGCUGCCGGAGAGCGGAUCUGGAUGUGGUUGGCAGCCUGUACAUGAGCUCUGAUGAAGAUGAAGAGAUGCCAGGCACUUCUCAGGAGCACCACUUCGCUUCGCUGCCAAGGGCUGUUGCAGGUGUCAGUCCGUUCUCCAGGCCCUCCUUGCUUCGCACUUCUUCCUCAUCAGAGCCCUCGGAAGCUGCCAGCCAAAGAUACGUCAUCAUCUCCCGGGAGGAGAGGGAGCAGAACUUGAUGGCCUUUCAGCACAGCGAGAGGAUUUACUUCCGUGCCUGCCGAGAUAUCCACCCUGGGGAGAAGCUGCGGGUCUGGUACAGUGAGGAUUACAUGAAGCGGUUGCACAGUAUGUCCCAGGAAACCAUGAAUAGAAGUUUCACAAGUGGAGACAAAAUGUUACAGAAUGAAAAUUCAGAAAAGAAUGUAGAAAAUCAAGAGGAUGCAAGGGGAGCACUCCAGUUCACUACCUUAAAGCAGGGGAAGAGCCCCUACAAGCGCAGCUGUGACGAGGGGGAAUCCCACCCCCAAACAAAGAAAAAAAAAAUUGACCUCAUCUUCAAAGAUGUCCUGGAGGCUUCUUUGGAGUCUGCCAAGUUUGAAGAAAACCAGUUAACAACAAGUACACCACUUUCCCUUGGAAGAGCAUCUAAAUACCAGGCUGAAGACAUCUUUGAGCAGUGUGGCAAUGCCAUGCAGCACAGUUCCCUGAGCCUCAGCAGAAACCAGAGUGAGAGCGAAUGGAGGAUCCCUCACAGUUCCUCUUUCAUCUCAGCCAAAGAGAUGAGCAUCCUUGAAGACGAGGAAGAAGAGCCCCUGUCACUUAAAGCAGACAGCCCAACUGAGCUGUCACUGGCGUCUGCACAAGGCAACUCCCAUGAAAUCCCUAGCACAUCCUUCUGCCCCAACUGCAUCCGUCUGAAGAAGAAAAUCCGGGAGCUACAGGCUGAGUUAGACAUGCUGAGAUCUGGGAAGUUACCCGAGGCGCCCGUGUUACCGCCCCAGGUACCCGAGCUCCAAGAGUUCUCAGACCCCACAGCUUCAGAAAGCAUCAUCUCAGUUCCCACCAUCAUGGAGGAUGAUGACCAAGAGGUGGAUUCUGCUGAUGAAUCAGUUUCCAACGACAUGAUUGCUGCUACAGAUGAGCCUUCUAAGAUGUCUUCUGCCACGGGCCGGAGGAUACGGCGGUUCAAGCAAGAGUGGCUUAAAAAGUUUUGGUUUCUGCGUUACUCCCCGACACUGAAUGAGAUGUGGUGCCAUGUCUGUAGGCAGUACACAGUGCAAUCUUCUCGGACUUCAGCCUUCAUCAUUGGCUCUAAGCAGUUCAAGAUACACACAAUAAAGCUUCACAGCCAGAGCAACCUCCACAAGAAGUGCCUGCAGCUUUACAAGCUCAGGAUGCACCCAGAGAAAACAGAAGAGAUGUGCCGAAAUAUGACCCUGCUCUUCAAUACAGCCUACCACCUGGCACUGGAGGGCAGGCCCUACUACGACUUUCGGCCUCUGGCAGAACUACUGAGAAAGUGUGAACUCAAGGUGGUGGAUCAGUACAUGAAUGAAGGAGACUGCCAGAUUUUAAUUCACCAUAUCGCCCGGGCUCUCCGAGAGGACCUGGUUGAGCGCAUCCGGCAAUCUCCCUUCCUCAGCAUCAUUCUGGAUGGGCAGAGCGACGACUUGCUUGCAGAUACAGUUGCGGUCUAUGUGCAGUACACGAGCAGUGAUGGGCCUCCAGCAACUGAAUUCCUGUCUCUUCAGGAACUUGGCUUUUCUACAACAGACAGUUACCUUCAAGCAUUAGACCGGGCUUUUUCCAGCCUGGGAAUACGACUGCAGGAUGAGAAGCCAACGAUCGGCUUGGGAGUUGAUGGUGCUAACAUUACCGCCAGCCUGAGAGCCAACUUGUUCAUGACAAUCAGAAAGACCUUGCCCUGGCUCCUCUGCCUUCCCUUUAUGGUGCAUAGGCCCCACUUGGAAAUUUUGGAUGCCAUUAGCGGGAAGGAACUACCAUGUCUGGAGGAGCUAGAAAACAAUUUGAAGCAACUGCUUAGUUUCUAUCGUUAUUCUCCCCGACUCAUGUGCGAGUUAAGGGUCACUGCUGCCACUCUGUGUGAGGAGACCGAAUUCCUGGGGGACAUUCGAGCAGUGAAGUGGAUCAUUGGGGAGCAGAACGUGCUCAACGCUCUCAUCAAGGAUUACCUUGAGGUCGUAGCCCAUCUCAAAGAUGUCAGUGGCCAGACCCAAAGAGCAGAUGCUUCUGCCAUUGCCUUGGCUCUCCUGCAGUUCCUGAUGGACUACCAGUCGAUCAAGCUCAUCUACUUCCUGCUGGAUGUGAUUGCUGUGCUUUCACGCCUUGCCUACGUCUUCCAAGGGGAGUAUCUUCUUGUGUCGCAGGUGGAUGAUAAAAUAGAGGAGGCCAUCCAGGAGAUCAGCCGGCUAGCAGACUCCCCAGGAGAGUACUUGCAGGAAUUUGAGGAAAACUUCCGUGAAAGCUUUAAUGGAAUUGCAGUGAAAAAUCUACGGGUGGCUGAAGCCAAAUUCCAGUCAAUCAGAGAAAAGAUCUGCCAGAAGACCCAGGUGAUCCUAGCCCAAAGGUUUGAUUCCCGCAGCCGGACAUUUGUGAAGGCCUGUCAGGUAUUUGACCUUGCAGCUUGGCCCAGAAGCACUGAUGAGCUCAUGAGCUAUGGGAAGGAGGAUAUGGUACAAAUAUUUGAACACCUGGAAACAGUCCCAUCAUUUUCCAGAGAGGUUUGCCGAGAGGGGAUGGACACCCGAGGGAGUCUGCUGAUGGAGUGGCGAGAACUCAAAGUGGAUUAUUAUACCAAAAAUGGUUUUAAAGACUUGCUCAGUCACAUUUGUAAAUACAAACAGAGAUUUCCCCUCCUAAAUAAAAUAGUUCAGAUCCUCAAAGUCCUUCCCACCUCUUCGGCCUGCUGUGAGAAGGGGCGUAGCGCCCUGCAGAGAGUGCGCAAGAACAACCGCUCUCGGCUCACGCUGGAGCAACUCAGUGACCUGUUGACAAUUGCUGUUAACGGGCCGCCCAUUGCCAACUUCGAUUGCAAAAGGGCACUCGAUAGCUGGUUCGAGGAGAAGUCAGGCAAUAGUUACGCGCUCUCGGCCGAAAUGCUGAGCAGGAUGUCAUCUCUUGACCAGAAGCCAAUGUUGCAGAGCAUGGACCAUGGCUCUGAGUUUUACCCUGAUAUUUAGGAAGGAAUGCCUCAGAUCAGAUAAUUUUUUUAAUCUAUACUCUAAACUUUGAUAUAUUAUAUAAAAUAUAUAUAUUAUCUAUAUUAAGGAAAAACCCACACUGAAAAUUUAAGACGAUGUGCGUCUGAUAGAAGCUAAGCAGAAUUUUAAAGAUUGAGACAAUGUUUAGACAUUUACUGAUGUCUCCAACCAUGGCAGCUGCA